Ceratitis capitata (Mediterranean fruit fly) is the source of this 1920-nucleotide messenger RNA. RefSeq lists its product as uncharacterized. The transcript is spliced from 4 exons. The coding region runs from base 446 to 1726 and encodes 426 amino acids. Lineage: Eukaryota; Metazoa; Arthropoda; Insecta; Diptera; Tephritidae. The record is from RefSeq and is a predicted model, not a curated record.
CUUUUACCAGUCACUCACAAGUUGUAUGGCUAAGUUUUCCAAGUUUGCGAACAUAGCCAUUAAUAUCCCACAACCAAAGCGGCGAAUUCAGAAGUUCUUAAUUCGCCUUGGGAUCAUAUCAGUACAAACAAUUGUUGAAUCAUAAUGUUUUUUGUAUAUUAGUUUCAUUUAUUUUUAUCACUUUUAGUUGAUAGCAUUUAGUGUUAUAUUAAUAAAGACUUACCUUACUUAGAAACCGUGGCAUAAAAAAAAUAAUGUAAAUGCAGAAAUAUUAAUAAUCAGCAAAAGGUAAAAUUUUAUUGAAAGAUAACGAUGAUCCAAUGAAAUUUUUCAAGUAAGAGUUGAUAACAAUAAGACCGAUAGAGUAAAUAAUACUGCGAAGUUAAUUAAUUGUCCUUAACGUUGAAAAGGUAGCAGAAAUAAUAAGUCCACUUCCACAAAAGAUAUGCUUGUCGAUUUUUCAACGAAUCCAAGCUUAAGUGGUAGUAAAUUAAAGAGACAACAGAUGAGCGCUGAUAACAUCUCCAAAGAAAAUGGAACACACAAUGCCUUUCACAAGAUGCAAGAAUGUCAAGAGACUCAAAAGAAAGUUACUGUGAAAUAUCCAGAGGAAAAACAGAAAGAUACUAGUCAAGAGAAUGAUUGCCAGAAAUUGAGACGUUCUUAUCGCUCACCUGUAAAACCACGGCGUUUUGAACCCGAAGAGAUUAAGAUAGGCAUAAAAUGCAAAAAAAAAUCCACGCAAAGAAGUCGAAUUUUUCGUGAAUGCUUUGGAUCUGACACAGAAAGCGAUGGUGUGAAAGAUAAUUCAGAUAGGAACGUAAAAUUUUCCCGUCAGGAUAAUUGCACGAAAGGUAAAAAGAAGAAAAGAGAAUCCCAAAAACGGGAGAGUCCCGAAAAAAUAGAAAAUAGAAGAAAAAACACCCUUAGCUUGGAAAAUCAUUACACAAAAUCAGAAACAAAAUCACCAUAUCUCAAAAAUGAGCGCAAAGGAAAGACAUUCGUAGAAUUAGAGCUACGCCGUUCUAAUCGAACUCCAGUAAAACCUAGGCGUUUCGAACCGGAUAUUAUUAAGUCUACACAAAAAAUUGAUAAAAGAAAAGUUGGCGAUAAAGCUAAGCGAGACACUUUGGGUGCUGAAAAAAAUUGUCAAUCAGAAAUAAACUCAAAGAAAGAAGUGCCCUUAAAGCUGGAAGAAAAAAAAUGCAAGAGUAAUAUCAGCAAAUAUGUGUACCCGUCUUCUGAGGAAAUAGCCGAAAUGAAACGUAGGGAAAAUGAACAAAUGAGAACCAAUAGAGAAAUGAAAGAAAUUUUAAAAGGUCUCAUAAAAGUGCCUGAAAAAGUCAAGAUAUUAUCACUCAAUAGCAUGACAGCAGAUCAAAUAUUGGACACUUUUCCAAAGUAUAAAGCCCAACUUGAUGUGAUUUUUCGUGAACUAUGCUCAGAGCCUAAGGUGACUGGUUAUAAUGGAAUUAACCACUUUUCUGUAAUUGAGCUAAUAGAUGAUGUAAAACAAUUGAAAAUGAUGCACAAACUCGGGGAAAUCUACGAAACUGACCAUGACGGAGUAUCUAUGUAUCCUAUGCUGUUUGCCAAUGCCUUGAUGCCUGGAUGGCUCGUGUAUAUUUUUAAGGACAAAUACAAUCUAACAUUUAGCGAAGCUGUGACGCAUUUAGAUAAACAACGACAAUACAAACAAUAUUUAAGUGUGGAGGAUAAUCUUUAGGAAUUGUUAAUUAUCUUUUAAGUUAUAUUUAAGCAGAUUUUAAUUUAAUUUUAAUAUAUAUAUAAAAAUAUUGUAUUUAUAUAACAAGUGCCGUUUUCAUUAGAUAAAUUAAUAUGCUGUUUUUAGUUAUUUUUUUUUUUACAAACUAUCGCAAUUUUUGAUAAAAUAAAUCGUUUGCAAAUUUCAGCGUGAAA